AUGAAGACAAUUCUUAUUCUGGUUGUUCUCUUCUCGUUGUUUGGUGAGGGGGUACCACAACAGUGGAGACGCUUGACUUCUGAAGAAAAUCAAGAGCUUCAGAGAUUCUGUGGAUCACGACCAAUGAUAAAGAGUAUGAAAAGAAAACUUACCAACUCCGAAUUUAUAUCCAGAACCAAAGCACCGUGGACUGUCAUGAUCCAUACUCCGGGGUGGGUGUGCUCCGGAACACUAAUUUCCCAAAGACAUAUUCUCACAUCUCGAGUCUGUAUUCUAACAAAUCUCGCUCAGACGAAGGACCAUGAUGAUGAUGUUUUUAUGGGAAAAUGUAUCAAUGACGAUUUUGUGAUCUACUUCUCCGGACAUUCGUUGCAAAUCACAUUGACCAAACCUAUUGUGAUCAAGGAUAGUAAGAUCAUCCUGUUUGACAAGUGUAAAGAAAAUGACGACCGACAAUUUGAUAUGGCUCUCAUUGAACUGGAAAACGACUUGCAAUUCACCAAUGAAAUUCAUCCAGCUUGCAGUGUAUCACGACAAGUAUCACCAAUUGUAAUUGGAGAUUUACUGGAAAUCAACUCUUAUGGAAGUACCGAUUACGAAUCAAAAAUACGGAAAAAUAUCGGAAAACUUCGAAAAGGACGUGUCGUGUAUCGUGGCUAUCAAUCGGAUGAUCGUUAUUUCCUGGGCGACAACGGAGGUAGUGUGAUGUCCACAACUCUGAAACUGCACACCUUAAUAGGUGUAUUGAAGUCCAACCGCAGAGAUUAUAAUUCCGGAGUUCAAGUAUCAUCUGUUGCAUACGCAAGCAAGAAAAUUUGUCAAUAUUCUGGAAUUUGUUAA
This is a messenger RNA of Caenorhabditis remanei, 840 nucleotides long. RefSeq lists its product as uncharacterized. The transcript has 7 exons. The record is from RefSeq and is a predicted model, not a curated record. Gene Ontology annotation, biological process: proteolysis. NCBI's taxonomy places the organism in Eukaryota, Metazoa, Nematoda, Chromadorea, Rhabditida, Rhabditidae. The coding region runs from base 1 to 840 and encodes 279 amino acids. Gene Ontology annotation, molecular function: serine-type endopeptidase activity.